UUCCGUAUGGGGGUUGCAAUAGCACAAGUUCCAAGUACCGGCUGAGCUACUACACUUUAAAAGCUGCCUUCCUCCUUCUUUCUCUUCUCUCUAUCCUUCUCCCCCUUCCUCCAAAACUGACCAAGUCCCAUACUCUUCCGCCAUAUCACUACUUUUCAACACGCUCUAAUUUAAACAAUACUCCCACUACCGCACAUGGAUAUUUUCACUUCCUAUACAUAACCCUAUUCCGCCAUCUCUUUUUUCACACUUCAUUUCCUUCUUCUUCUCUGAUUUUGGUUCAUGGCGUGGGCGAAGAAGCCAGGUGACUCAAAUAAUGUAGGCUUUAUGAGAUGGUUAGCGUUGGUGUUGGUGUUGGUGUUGUUAUCGGGCUUUUGGUGUGUUUCGGGUGUGAAAGAAGGAAAAAGGAAUGCGUACGCGACAAUGAUGUACGUAGGUACGCCGAGGGACUACGAAUUCUACAUAGCCAUACGCGUGCUUCUGAAAUCGCUGGCUACGCUCGACGCUCAAGCCGAUCUUGUUGUCAUUGCUUCCCUUGAUGUUCCUCCUCGCUGGAUUCGUGCUCUUGAAAAGGAAGAUGGUGCGAAAGUAGUGAGAGUGGAAAAUCUGGACAACCCCUACAAGCAUCAAGAUAAUUUUGACAAGAGGUUCAAGUUAUCGUUGAACAAACUCUACGCAUGGAGCUUAGUGGACUAUGACAGGGUGGUGAUGUUGGACGCUGAUAACCUCUUCCUUCAAAACACGGACGAGUUGUUUCAAUGUGGACAAUUCUGUGCGGUCUUUAUCAAUCCUUGUGUGUUCCACACAGGACUCUUCGUCUUGCAGCCAUCGAUGACCGUGUUCAAGGACAUGGUUCAUGAAUUACGUAAUGGGAGAGAAAAUCCUGAUGGUGCAGACCAGGGUUUCAUAGCUAGCUAUUUCCCAGAGUUACUUGAUAAGCCAAUGUUUCACCCACCACCUAAUGGCACCAAGCUUGAUGGAACAUAUAGGCUUCCUUUGGGUUAUCAGAUGGAUGCUUCUUACUAUUAUCUUAAACUUCGCUGGAGCAUACCCUGUGGACCAAAUAGUGUGAUCACAUUCCCAGGGGCACCAUGGUUGAAGCCAUGGUAUUGGUGGUCCUGGCCUGUUCUGCCAUUAGGCCUCCAGUGGCAUGAUAAACGUCGCCAAACUUUAGGGUAUGGUGCGGAGAUGGCUGUGAUACUUAUUCAAUCGGCAAUAUAUUUGGGAAUAAUAGCAAUGACUCGUUUUGCAAGGCCAAGUCUCUCAAAGCUAUGCUAUAGGCGCUCUGACAAGAGCAUCAACUUGGUGCAGAACAUCCUCAAAUUGGUGGCAUUGUGGAGCAUCCUUGCGGCUUACACAACACCCUUCUUCAUCAUUCCUCACACGGUUCACCCUUUGUUAGGAUGGCCUCUCUACUUGCUUGGUGUCUUUGCAUUGUGCUCUAUUGCAGUCAAUGCCUUUCUGCUGCCAAUGUUGCCGGUUCUGAUGCCGUGGCUCGGGAUCACCGGUGCUUUGAUUGUCAUGGCUUUUCCUUGGUAUUCAGAUGGGGUGGUGAGAGCAUUGUGCGUUUUUGGUUAUGCAUUCUGUGCUGCACCGUGUGUGUGGGCAUCUAUGACUAGGAUAAUGGCAGGGCUUCACCAGUCUCUAGAAAGGGAAGCUUUUUUGCCAAGAUUAGGAGAAUCUUCACCACCCUCUUGGUUUAACAAGUUAUAUUGAGCUGUCUGAUUGAGCAUGAUUGAAUGCUUGGGGACAUAGAUGACAAGCUCAUUGGAAACUGAAGGGGAGGAAGUGCCAUGGAUUUAGAACCAUUAUGAUGUUACGGUCGAAAUUAUAUACAUUUUUCUUGGAGCGAGAUGGCCAUGUUGCACUUACUAGGAGGAGGAACAACGCGGAGUUAGUGUGUGUAUAUAAAGAUAAAGAUUGUUUUGCUAUUUUUCACAUACAUAUGUAUCAAUUAUUGCACGAUUGGUUCUUGUAUUCAAAUUUUUAAACUUGUUAGACAGUGAGAUAAGAUCAGAGAGUUCGGCAUCAUUAGAACAUUUUGUUACAACACUGAAUCUCUUUGCUAUAUUAUUGACACCCUUGGUAAAAAUUGAAGAAAACUCAUCUCAAUGAUAUAUCACUUUCACGACAA
Messenger RNA from Glycine soja, 2134 nucleotides. Its product is annotated as putative glucuronosyltransferase PGSIP8. NCBI's taxonomy places the organism in Eukaryota, Viridiplantae, Streptophyta, Magnoliopsida, Fabales, Fabaceae. The record is from RefSeq and is a predicted model, not a curated record. The transcript is spliced from 5 exons. The coding region runs from base 283 to 1716 and encodes 477 amino acids. Gene Ontology annotation, molecular function: glycosyltransferase activity.